Myotis myotis is the source of this 1549-nucleotide messenger RNA. RefSeq names its product SPRY domain containing 7 (gene SPRYD7). Bases 290 to 787 code for a protein of 165 amino acids. The record is from RefSeq and is a predicted model, not a curated record. Gene Ontology annotation, molecular function: protein binding. The transcript has 6 exons. Lineage: Eukaryota; Metazoa; Chordata; Mammalia; Chiroptera; Vespertilionidae.
CUAAGAGCGACAGGCAGCAGAGGAGUCAGUGGUCCCUGCGUGAUGGCCGCCUCGGUGUUCUGCUGCCUGCGGUGCUGCAGAGACGGCGGAACGGGGCACAUUCCUCUGAAGGAGAUGCCGGCCGUGCAGUUGGACACGCAGCACAUGGGUUCAAAUUCUUCAAUCACAAAAGACAUUGGAUUUUAGAAACUGAAUAACAUGAAAGAGAGGAAAGGCAUGCUGUGUUAAGAGUACAUUUCAAGCAUAAAUUCAUCUUCCAUUGAAAAUAUGAGAAGCACACUGAGCAAGUAUGGGUGUAUUGGGAACAGAUGUUGUUAUUGUAAAAAAUGGAAGAAGAAUAUGUGGAACAGGAGGUUGUUUAGCCAGUGCACCUUUACAUCAAAACAAAAGCUACUUUGAAUUCAAAAUCCAGUCCACAGGAAUCUGGGGUAUUGGUGUUGCAACUCAGAAAGUUAAUUUGAAUCAGAUUCCUCUCGGCCGAGAUGUGCACAGUCUGGUGAUGAGAAAUGAUGGAGCUCUAUACCACAACAACGAGGAGAAAAACAGGCUGCCAGCCAACAGCCUUCCACAGGAGGGAGACGUGGUGGGUAUUACAUAUGACCAUGUAGAAUUAAAUGUAUAUUUGAAUGGAAAAAACAUGCAUUGUCCAGCAUCAGGUAUACGAGGGACAGUGUAUCCAGUUGUUUAUGUUGAUGACAGUGCAAUUUUGGAUUGCCAGUUCAGUGAAUUUUAUCAUACUCCUCCACCUGGUUUUGAAAAAAUACUAUUUGAACAGCAGAUCUUCUGAAUGUAUUUGUUUUUGAAACUUGUACUUCUGCACUGUUAAAAGUGUUUACCAUUUAAUAAAGCUUUACCUGACUUAUAGAUGAAAAUAUAUUAUUAAAAAUAUGCUUGUUAAUAUUGUUUCAGGAACCAGUGUAUUCAAUAUAUCACCCCAAAAUUGUGAUUUAAAGUACUUACAUUUUGUGAUAUGAAGUCAGCAUUUUGGGCAGUUUAUUUAAUUCUUAUUUAAGUAAAUGUAACUAUGGGUAUGAUUAACAGUAUUAAGUUGAAAUAUGUAUAUAUAUUUAAAAGGGAAUCUGUCUUAUAUAAAUUAUUUGUUUUGGUAGAGUUGGGUGGGUUUUUGUCAUUCUGAAGUUUAGAUCUCACUAACUAUUUUAAGUUUGCAGUCCAAUGAUUUUGUGUCUCAUGUUCUUUUUUAUAGAGCAUAACAAGUGACAGAGAUUUAUAUUAUUGGCAACUUCACUUUCCACAAUUUAUUUACUGUGAGAUGUAUCAUUUUCUUAAAAUUUAAAUUGCCUAGUUUGUUUGUAUGUCUUUGCUUUUAAUUUGCUUUGUGAAAAGAGAUGUGUUCUAGUAUUGAAGACCAUUAUGCUGUGUUACUUCAAUUCCAGAGUAAGUAGUGGUGAUUAGUGUUAGAGUACACACUGGCAGACACUAAGAAUAGGGAUGCUUUAAACUUAAAUGUAAAUGAGAUUAUUCUUUUAGGGACUUUUAUUUAAAUGUAUUUUUUUCUGUAAGGAAUAAUAAAAUAAUAGUAAUUAAUGAA